AUGAAGCUCCUAUCGCUGACUUUGGUGGCUCUGCUGCUCUUGUCCCAGCUCACUCCAGGUGACGCCUUGAGGUGCUGGAACCUUCAUGGCAAAUGCCGCCAGAGAUGCUCCAGGAAGGAGAAGGUCUAUGUUUACUGCACAAACGGCAAAAUGUGCUGUGUGAAGCCCAAGUACCAGCCCAAGAACAAGCCAUGGCUGCUGUGA
Molecule: messenger RNA, 204 nt
Organism: Marmota flaviventris (yellow-bellied marmot)
Lineage: Eukaryota; Metazoa; Chordata; Mammalia; Rodentia; Sciuridae
Gene: Defb123
Product: defensin beta 123
Biological process (GO): innate immune response
Cellular component (GO): extracellular region
Source: RefSeq, a predicted model, not a curated record